Molecule: messenger RNA, 918 nt
Organism: Nanorana parkeri
Lineage: Eukaryota; Metazoa; Chordata; Amphibia; Anura; Dicroglossidae
Product: olfactory receptor 1361-like
Exons: 1
Coding region: 1-918 (305 amino acids)
Biological process (GO): G protein-coupled receptor signaling pathway
Cellular component (GO): membrane
Molecular function (GO): olfactory receptor activity; G protein-coupled receptor activity
Source: RefSeq, a predicted model, not a curated record
AUGGUGGAUACAAAUUUCUCCGUACUUCAGUUUGUCCUAUUGGGAUUCUCAGAUGUCCCUCAGAUGAGGAUAUAUCUGCUCUUCAUGUUCUUUGUCAUGUACCUCAUAACCCUCCUGGGAAAUGUGGUCAUCCUUUCUUGCAUCGUGUAUGACAAGGCCCUCCACUCCCCCAUGUACUUCUUCCUGAGCAACCUUUCAUUGGUGGAUAUCUGCUUCACCUCCAGCACAAUCCCCACCCUUCUCUCGACCCUGAUCUCCAACAAAAGGUCCCUCAGCUUCCUCGCCUGCAUCAGCCAGAUGUUUUCCUUCAUCUCCUUUGGAAACCUGGAGAACAACAUCUUGGCUGUCAUGGCGUACGAUCGUUACGUGGCCAUCUGCAGCCCCCUGAGAUACACCGCGAGAAUGAAGAGCAGUUUAUGCGUUUGGUUGGUGGCCAUUUCCUGGAUUGCCGCUUGUUCUCAUUCUCUUCUUCACACCCUCAUGGUGACCGGUCUUCGAUAUGUUGGGCUAAAGAAGGUAUUCCACUUCUUUUGUGAAAUCUCCCAAGUCUUGGCUGUGGCGGACUCAGACACGUCAUUAAACUUCUCCCUCAUCAUCACAGAGGGAGCGGUGUCCGUCGGCAUCCCUUUCCUUUGUGUCAUACUGUCCUACGGGUUCAUCUUGGUGGCCAUCUUCCAGCUUCAUUCCACCGAAGGGAGACAGAAAGCGUUCUCCACCUGCUCUUCUCAUCUGACGACGGUGUGCCUGUUCUACGGGACAAUUACCGCGGUUUACUUUCGGCCUUCUGGUGGCUCAGGCGGAGUGGGAGAAAGAGUGGCUACUUUGGGGUACACCUUACUGACGCCGAUGCUGAACCCCAUUAUUUACGGAUUGAGAAAUGAAGCGAUGAAGAAAGUCAUUGGGAAAGCUUUUCUGUAG